This is a messenger RNA of Vicia faba (fava bean), 1077 nucleotides long. The record is from the annotation of a GenBank genome assembly. NCBI's taxonomy places the organism in Eukaryota, Viridiplantae, Streptophyta, Magnoliopsida, Fabales, Fabaceae.
AUGGCGAAAAAAUCGCAGAAGCAAAUCGAGAAAGACAAUGUUAACAAUGAUCUAAAUGCAAGUAAUACGGUGGUGACAAAGGCGAAACGGACGAGGAAGAGUGUCCCUAGAACUUCUCCACCUCAACGCAGCUCGAUAUAUCGAGGAGUCACUAGGCACCGGUGGACCGGUCGAUAUGAAGCUCAUUUGUGGGACAAGAAUUGUUGGAAUGAGUCUCAGAACAAGAAAGGCAGACAAGUAUAUCUUGGUGCUUAUGAUAAUGAGGAGACUGCAGCACAUGCUUAUGAUUUAGCAGCAUUGAAAUAUUGGGGUCAAGAUACAAUUAUUAAUUUUCCGUUAUCAAAUUAUGAGAAAGAACUUACAGAAAUGGAAACUCAAUCAAGAGAGGAGUAUAUUGGAUCCUUAAGAAGGAAAAGCAGUGGUUUUUCUAGAGGAGUUUCUAAAUAUAGAGGUGUUGCAAGACAUCAUCAUAAUGGAAGGUGGGAGGCUAGGAUUGGAAAAGUUUUUGGCAAUAAGUAUCUAUAUCUAGGAACUUAUGCUACACAAGAAGAAGCGGCUACAGCUUAUGACAUGGCAGCUAUUGAGUAUCGUGGAAUUAACGCGGUUACAAAUUUCGAUCUCAGCCGAUAUAUUAAGUGGCUUAAGCCCAACAACAACAAUAGUGAAAACAAUGACAAAUCCAACAUUAAUCUUUGCAACAUUAACUCUAACUAUAGUACGAAUGACACAACCUCUAAUGAAGAAUUGGAAUUUACCUUAGACACUGAAAUAGUAUCACUCAAUACUACUACUACUACUGAUGAAACCACAUUGGUUCAACCUCGACCAACGAGUGCCACAUCAGCCCUAGAGCUUCUUCUUCAAUCAUCUAAGUUUAAGGAAAUGGUGGAAAUGGCGUCUAUGACAUCUAAUGUUUCAACAACGUUGGAGUCUGAUCAAUUGUCACAAUGUGCAUUUCCUGAUGAUAUUCAAACUUAUUUUGAAUAUGAAGAUUUCAGUGAUACUAUGAUUGAUGAUCUCAACUCUAUUGUGCCUAUGUUUCAUUGUGAUGGUUUUGAGGGUGCUGAGAUUUUAUAG